GAGCGUAGCGCCGCCACCAUCAGCGCGACCGCCAUCGCAACGAGGUGCGCUAUUCCGUUCCGCCGCGACUCGCCACGAAGAAAUGCCCGUAGAUACGAGAUCGAUCAGUCCGGGUUCCUGUGCGUCGAGCAUGGAGGUAUCACCGCCAUCGAGCCAGUAACACGAGCGUACGAGCCCAGUCCAACGCGCGUACGUCGCCGUGCGAGAGCGAGCAUCAUCGCGUCACUCCACGCUCACGUCGGGUCAGCUGCUGCUCUGCUGCUGCUGCUGCUGCUGCACCGCGCUGCCUACCCUACGCUGGGUCGGCGUAUGUAUUUAGUCGCCUCGCCGCCGCCGCCGUGACCGCGACCGCGAUCGUGAUACUUCUGUCGGGGUGCGCCGCGCGGCCUUUUGUGUACGAUGGAGCUGCGCGUUGGUAACAAGUACCGGCUAGGACGGAAAAUCGGGAGCGGCUCCUUCGGCGACAUUUACCUAGGUACCAAUAUUUCCACGGGCGAGGAAGUCGCCAUCAAGUUAGAAUGCAUAAAAACGCGGCACCCGCAGCUGCACAUAGAGUCCAAGUUUUACAAGAUGAUGCAGGGCGGCGUUGGGAUACCGACUAUAAAAUGGUGUGGAUCGGAAGGUGACUACAACGUGAUGGUGAUGGAGUUACUUGGACCAUCGCUGGAAGAUCUAUUUAAUUUUUGUUCAAGACGGUUCUCUCUGAAAACGGUCCUGCUCCUCGCCGAUCAAUUGAUAAGUAGAACAGAUUACAUUCACAGUCGCAACUUCAUUCAUCGUGAUAUUAAGCCGGACAACUUUCUGAUGGGUCUGGGGAAGAAGGGGAACCUCGUCUACAUUAUAGAUUUCGGACUGGCUAAAAAGUAUCGUGACGGGCGCACACACAAACACAUACCCUACAGAGAAAACAAGAAUUUGACGGGAACUGCUAGAUACGCAAGUAUAAAUACGCAUUUGGGGAUCGAACAGUCGCGUCGAGACGAUCUCGAAUCUUUGGGCUAUGUCCUCAUGUACUUUAAUAGAGGUAGUCUACCUUGGCAGGGAUUGAAAGCGGCAACUAAGAGACAAAAGUACGAGCGCAUUUCCGAAAAGAAAAUGUCCACUCCUGUAGAAGAACUUUGCAAGGGUUAUCCUGUGGAGUUCGCAUCGUAUUUAAGGUACUGUCGAGACUUACGCUUCGAGGAAAGGCCGGACUACUCGCAUCUCCGACAACUUUUCCGAACGUUGUUCCAUGGUCAGGGCUUUACCUAUGACUAUGUUUUUGACUGGAAUAUGCUGAAGUUUGGCAACGCGAGACAACCGACGUUACCCUCCGCGCAACAAGCACCCAUGCAUUCGCAACCGUCUAAUGCGGCGCUACCUUCCGGGACCAAUAAUGAUCAGGAACAUCGAUCAAGACCUUACACGCGGCAAUGUUUGCCGAACGCGUCCGUGGCGACGGUAGGCCCGACGCUUGGACCGAAUGCUAGUCUGCGAGCAAUCCGGCAGAAACGCGAGAUGGAGACUCGUGGCGACCAGGACAAUCAGGACAAGAGUGAUCUUCAAGCAUCGGGUGCGGGUGGACAAGAGCGAAGGGUCAGCAUGCGGUUGCACCGUAGGGAUACGCUACUAGCCGCUGCAGGAGAAAUGCAGCCCAAGUCCAAGAAGCGCCAAUGCGACGGCAAUCGGUCCACCCACCCUGAUGGUCAGACGGGCAAGCGUGCAACACAACAAGUGAAUCAGCAGCAGCAAUAGCAGAUUCAUCGUCAUCGUAACGACCAGCAGCGUCGUUCGUCAGGAACGGUGGUUGGUGAUUACCGCCGUUCGCGCGACGCUUUACCAUCUAUUACCACCGCGAGCCGGAAGUGAGUUCACGAGUGGUACCACGCGGCCAUCCAAUGAACGGUGACCGACUUUUCCAGCGUGUUACGACGUCGCGGGGAUCAUCAGUGAUAAGACCGGCGUGUGGUGCGCCGGUCAAUGGUGCGACAUCCGUGUAAGUGGCAACGGAAGCAACCGUUCUUCACGGAAAUGAAGACAAGGAGGGAGAAACGUGUCGUUGCUCCGCGGCUUGUGCCGAAAACGGAUACGCCGGCAUCGGUAGCAACGAGACGUGGCCGGCAAUGAAGCAGCUCCCUUGCAUUUGCGGUGCGCAGGAUUCUUAGAAGGACUCUGCGGUCAUUCCGAGCGAACUCGAGGUCCGCCGGAAUUUCCCCGUCGUGAUUGGGAGCCCGUCUGGAAAACACCCCUCAGCGACGUUGUCGAGGAGAGUAACGACGCUUAAAGAUCGCCAAACCCCGUCGCGUUCUCCGCGCGCGGGAUCACGAGACCAGAGAUCGUUUCUCUUUCCUCCCCCCAACCCCUUUUUUUGUCCUUCUCUUCCGUGGCGAAUCGCAAAUGUACAGUACACGGUUUUGAUGAUAAAUUCUCGCAGUUGAUCACGAGACAACAUGAGUGUACCUCGGACAACACACAGUUACAGUUUUUACAACGCUUGACCCGCUAUGGUCAAGCUAGCUUUGCUUCCUCCGAAUUUGAUUUGUGUUAAUAUUAUUCGCGUGUAUAAACAGCACGGUACUUUGAUACGAGUUUAAGCAAGCUUAUUCGACGAGGCGUUUGGUAGUAUGAUUAUAAUUUAUAAAUUGUUUCGUAAAAGACGAUAACUGUUUCUGUCGAAAGUUACGAAGUGUGAGAGCGCGCCGUAAUGAAGAACUGUAAUGAUAUAUCAAAUCACAUAGUAUUCCGUACACACACGUACACACAAAUACACACACACAUUUACACAGGGUAGAGGCAAUAACUAUUACCACUUUAAAUAUCUUCGAAUCUAUAAAGUUCAGAAGAAUAUUUGUCUAACCAAAGUUAUGGCGAUAAUAAUUUUUAUCCAGAUGGAGACGUUUCAGACGUGAAGGUCACCUCCACUUUUUUAAAGGGUACCCCCUACUUUUUAUUGUAUAAUCUUUUUCUAUUAAGUGGUACAACUUUUAUCCGAAGCAUUUCUUUGUCUGCCUUAAUAAUUUUUGACUUUGGUAACACAAAUUCUUCUGAACCUUAUAGAUUCGAAGAUAUUUAAAGUGGUAAAAGCUUUUAAAUUUGUUUGCUGUUGCGUAAGUCGAUCUCCGAUGACUUAUGUAAAUUGUCUUUUAACGAAACUGACAUGGCGAGAUUAUCGUUCGAUUUUCACGAGGCAGCCACGAAAGCUAAUGUGAUUCCGCGCUAUUAUUACCGUAUCCCGCUCCGUCGGGGCCAAUACGAAGUUUGUAUAAAUGUAAAAUAUUUUUUGUAUAAGUCGCAACGUGUGUAUAAACCGGUUGUAUCGAUAAUCGAGAAUCCGACAUGUGUAAAGCUAUCACGAAUUUUUGCACAAGGUAAAAAGAAAGCGUGGUUUUCAAAAAGAUAUAAACGAGAUGUAGCUCCGUGUUAGUCGAGAAGAUCAGGCGCGAUCGCGGGAAAAAGGUCAACGAAUAUAACCGCGACGAAAUUUUCGCGUGUUCGGCAUCGCUGAAACAUCAGUGGUAACUCGUGUCUUAAACUCGGGGGUUGUCGUUGCUCUAGUCGAGCCGGUGAUUAAAAUAGCAGGCUUCGGGAAACAUCCAACGAAAGAGUUGCGGAGUAUCGGUGCAAAUCUACGAGUGACUUUCCGAAAGAAUUCUUAUCGGAGAGACGCUCUCGCUUGGUCUCGCUGAAGCGAUCUCACGUCUCGAUUUACGGCACGGCGGCGGAACACCAGGAUCGUGAUCAUUUCGCUAAAACAAGCUCUAGUUAAACGAUCAUACAGAACGUAGUACAAUGGGCGUGCAAAGAGGAGACGGGGAGUACGUCUAGUUUUUAGGGACAAUUCGUUCGGUUGUGUUUAGGUGAUAAGACAAAGGAGAGACACGAUUGCGCGAGUUUCCAAGGAGCGUUUCUAGCAUCUUGUCGGCAUCGAUCGGGCGUACUGUACAGGUGGAGUCGCGUGUGCGACGGAUUAUAAUACAUACACAUCGCCGCGGUUCAGCGUUGUAGGGCACCUUAACAAAAUGGCUGACCUGUAAUUUCAAGAUAAUGUUAAUGGUCGUAUAGUAAAAUUGUUAUUUUUGUAUAUUACACACACCCACGUUUUUUUCUUUGCAAACUUCGUAUACAUACAUUAAGAUUUAAGUUGGUUAUUGUGUGUUAUUUGAAACAAGAACUCAUAGUAUUAUCUUAAAAGUACAAGGCAGUCAUUUUGUUAAAGUCCUUACCGUAAUCGUGCGUCCCAAGGAGAACAGACACGGGAGAGAUUCACUCGCCGUCUAAUAACUAACGUGACCUCUCUUCGCCCCGCGACAAGCCCACGUGCUCUUUCCCUUUUAUACGGUAACGAUAUUACUCGCUCGCUCUCGGUUCUGCUCACCGACUCCGUUGUUUUCCCUUCCUCCGGCAAAUCGAUCUCGUGGACGAACGAGGAUACGACGCGCGAGGAGACUCGCGAGAAAACCAACACCGAUGAAUAUCACCGAGGUUUCGUUCUACUAACGUGUGUAUGUAACCCGUGUUUGUAACAGGUGUAUGCAUGCGUUUGUGUGCUUGUACGUCGGCCGCAUGCGAAAUUUCUUGUGCGCGAGUACACGGAGAGGAGGCGCGAUGGACGGGGAAGGAAAGCGAGUGAGGUACGUGCGUGCGUGCGUGCUCGAAUGAAGAAGAGAGGAGCGUAAUGCCAAGAGGAGAAACAUCGCAUUUACUCCUUAGAAUGUACAUGUACUUGUAUCUGAAAGGGGCACAGCCCUUGUAAUUGGCCCAGCCAUAUAUCUGUCUUUGUCUAUACGUUUACCGCGACACGCAUGUGUCGACUAUUAUAUGUUAUAUUCUGUUGUAUACCAGUGUUUUGUUCACAAUACUUUUUUUUUAUUGUACGUUUUGCUCUUGGCUUGGAGCCACCGCGUCUUCAAAUUCCGUUAUUGGGUUAAUAAAACGUCAAAAUGCUGUGUGUA
Molecule: messenger RNA, 4931 nt
Organism: Vollenhovia emeryi
Lineage: Eukaryota; Metazoa; Arthropoda; Insecta; Hymenoptera; Formicidae
Product: casein kinase I isoform delta-A
Exons: 9
Coding region: 400-1734 (444 amino acids)
Biological process (GO): endocytosis; signal transduction; peptidyl-serine phosphorylation
Cellular component (GO): cytoplasm; nucleus
Molecular function (GO): protein serine/threonine kinase activity; ATP binding
Source: RefSeq, a predicted model, not a curated record